AUGUCGGCAGGGUCUGAUGCAUCAGUCUGGAGAACAGUAGCUAAUAGUGCAUUCAGUCCCCCACCUAUUGUAUCAUCACUUUCAUCACCCAACUUUUCAACAUCCUCAUCAUCUGCUUCAACCCCAUCAUCACCCACUGUAUCAUCACCAAGACAUGAUGGUGGUGAAGAUUUCUUAGGUCAAGGAAAGAAGAUAAAAGAUAUUAUCGUUAUCAAUCGUACUAAUCAUCAUCAUCAUCAUCAUCAUCAUUAUUAUUGCUAUACUAUACUUAGUGCAGUACCAACGAAAACAGUUAUUAUCAAUAUAUUAAACAAGUUUUUAAAAGGAAGACCUGUGAAAGAAGAUCUUGUACAAUCAAGAGUUUUAAAGUCAGAGUUUCGUCCGAUUGGACUUCGAUACUCUGUCAUUGAACUAUUAUGUAAUCACUUGGAAAAGAAUGCAUUAGAGAUUGAAGGUAUCUUUCGUAUCUCUGGUUCUGCCAAUCAAAUUAGAAUAUUUUGGUCUACUUUUGGAUCAGAUAAUAUUGAAUUCCCACCUGCACCUAUAAACGAACAUAAUAUAUCGGGAGCACUUAAAUUGUAUAUUAGAGAACAAGUAGAACCACUUAUACCAUUUGAUGUUUGGUCUGGUUUUGUUUCAAAUUUAACAUCUAAAAAUUUAGAAAUUGAUUGUAAUGCAUUGAUACAAUUAUGUAGUAGAAUGACAUCUGAGAAUCAAAGAAUAUUAAAGAGAGUGGUUCGUUUGAUGGUUAUUUUGGUUAGACAUUCAUCACUCAACAAAAUGAAUCCAUUCAAUAUGGGUAUUGUAUUUGGUCCAUCUUUAUUUAAAUCAAAGUCUGAUUCACCAAAUAUAUUUAAUGAAGCAAAAUAUUCAAAUGAGGUGGUUACAAUGAUCAUUCAAAAUUAUAAUAGAGUAUUUCCAGAUUUGGAGGUACCCAUUUUAGGAACUGAAACAAAUACAGAGAAUGAGUCCCCCGAUGACAGUAGUAGUCAUAUCCAACCAAUUCCAACUUCAAGUAUUAAAGCAGUUGUAUCGGCGGUAAACGCACAGACACCUGCCCAAAACAGGAGUCAUUCACCUUUGACAUUGACACCAAUUGGUUCGACUACACCAAAUAGCUCAGCUUCAAAUUUGUUAAAGGAGGCUGCAACAAGACGUGCUAGUAUUAGUUCGAAUAGUGGUGGUGUUAGACGUGGUAGUAGUGGAAGUACAGGUGGUGGAAGUGGAAGUAAUUUAGAUCUAUCAUCAACAUCAUCACCAGACAUUCAUCCACAACUACUGGAUGCACAACAUAUGGUAGAUGAAACUAAAUCAUCACCAUUGGCUCACAUGAAACCAACUGAUUUCAGUAUGGUACAACACCUUCGAAAGAAAUUAUCCAAAACCAAACAAUUUAAAAACGAAGAGAUAUGGGACCACUUUUUAUCGAUCCGAGUACAAGGUAACUUGGUGCAAGCACAGAAACAAUUCUCAACGAUGAUGAGUAGCAAUUCAAGUGGACUAUUGUCAUCGACAAUGAUUGUAGACAAGAAAAAGAAAAAGGAAAAGAGCUCAGACCAAGCACUCAACAAUGCAGCUGCCAAUUCUGCAGCCAUCAACUUUACACCCAUCUAUAUAUUGGUAACGUCGCGAAACAUCUUUUUCUUUGACACACAAAACUAUGCAAUCGAAUCGAUUAUUCCACACGAACGAUUAAAAGAAUUUGCUUUUGAUUCUGUCAAUCCAGGUCUCUUUUCAUUCCUCGAUUCUGCAACACAUAGAAUCUCUUAUUUUUUGAUUCCAAGAUCAAAAAUAUUAGAUUCUCUAACAAAAUCUUUAGAAAGAGGUAGAGCUAUUGCUAAAUUAUCUAAUAAAACAUUGGCACAUUUACAAGCAAGAAAAUUUGCAAUGUUGGAGAGUUCAUCAACUCAAGGAUUUGGUAAAUUGGCAGAAUCAAGACCUGUAUUUGAAUCAUUGGCAGCAAGUGGAUUUAGUGAACUUGAUGUUUGGGAAGGAACAGUCGAUCUUUUAGAAGUGGUUAAAAAGUUUUCAAAGAUAUUGGUACCCGUCGAUCCAAAGGCAGUUGUAGAAUUCCUUUUACCAGGUAUACCAGAGUUCAAUGGCAUCUAUCGUAAAUCAUAUAAAUUGGAUAUCAACACAUCGGUAUUUAAGAUUAUUUGUUUGAUUUGUGAAAAGGCCAAAUUGGCUCCAUCCAAAUUUGUUCUACGUACACUCAAAGGCAGAACACUCUUUGACAAUGGAUCACUUGCUCAGUAUGGUCUCGGCACACUCUUUACCACCUGGCAACUACGUCUUAUCUCCCUCGAUUCACCAGAAAGUACUGGUAACUUUGUCGUUGAAUUCCAAUUACCAGAUUCACCAGAAUUCAAAAAUAUGCAAAAGAAAUCAAUUAAAGUUGAUGCUUAUCAACCACUUAAAAGAAUUAUGAAAGGAUUAUGUGAUAAAUUAAGAGUACCAAAAUAUCAUUAUUAUGAUUUGAUUGGACCUGAAGGACAAGUAUUGAGCGGUGAUGAUAUUCUUUCUAGUAUAGGAUUGGGUAUCAAGUUUAAAACGUGCAAGAUGAAGCUUCAAAAGAAGGUAUUCCCAGUUGGAAAGGGACCAUCCUACGACACACCCAUCUGUCGUGCCAUUGUAGAGGAUAUUACCGACGCGGUUUGGGCAAAAUUGCAGGACCGUCACCGCGAGCGUAUCCGUAUCUACUGCAAGCAUUUGCUCGACUAUAUCGUCGAUCAGACAUUUGUCGAGAUUUCCAAGGCCGAGACUGUCCCCAAGCGUGUCUCUAUGCUCGGACGAAACUCACGUGCCGAGUUUUAUGCAUUGCUAGCACAAAAGGAAGAGGAAGAUCUUAUCCUCCAAAACACAGAUGGUUAUCGAAAUAUGGUGAUUCGUGCUAGAAUGGUCGGUGGCACAGGCAUUGAUAUCAAUCCACCAACCUAUCCAUCACAAAAUUACCCAUUAUUUAAACCAACCAUGGUUAAACUAUUGCCAACUCAUACUGGUGGCGGAGGUGGAGGAUAUGGUGGUGGUGGUAUGGUACCACUGCCAAGAGGGUUGAAUGGAGCUAUCCCAACACUCCGUGAUAUCAAGGUGUCCAAUGCCACCAAUGCAUUCAUGAGUGAACUCAAGGAUGUCCGUGACCACUUGAAUCGCGGUGCUCAACAACAGGGCAAUGGUGGUGCACCACUUGGUCAAUCGAUUUUAGCAGCCACCAACGCAUUACGCCAAACCGAGAGAAAGUUUAAAACAACCAUCAUCAAUAAUAACUCGACGCAACUCAAUUCCAUCGUUCUCCAACUUCAAAUGAAACCAGGUACUUCGAAAUUGGUACAACAAUUAAAGAGUAGAAUGAAUGAAGUUAAUUUAGAUUCAACCAAACAAAUUAAAGAAGAAGAUAUUGAAGAUUUAAUUCCUUCUUCUUUCAAUAUAACCAACCAAUAA
Cavenderia fasciculata is the source of this 3438-nucleotide messenger RNA. RefSeq names its product RhoGAP domain-containing protein (gene gacE). Gene Ontology annotation, cellular component: cytoplasm. Lineage: Eukaryota; Evosea; Eumycetozoa; Acytosteliales; Cavenderiaceae. The record is from RefSeq and is a predicted model, not a curated record. The transcript has 8 exons. The coding region runs from base 1 to 3438 and encodes 1145 amino acids. Gene Ontology annotation, biological process: small GTPase-mediated signal transduction. Gene Ontology annotation, molecular function: GTPase activator activity.